Molecule: messenger RNA, 552 nt
Organism: Aphanomyces astaci
Lineage: Eukaryota; Oomycota; Saprolegniomycetes; Saprolegniales; Verrucalvaceae
Exons: 2
Coding region: 1-552 (183 amino acids)
Source: RefSeq, a predicted model, not a curated record
AUGGACGCAUACUACCUCACGACGCUGUCGCACAACCUAGCCAAUGACCGACCUGUGGUGGCCCCACUUGAAUGUGCCUGGAGCCCAAUCGUACUUGAUCGACGCGGUCAACACCCGCGUGCAAUUGAUUUCCGCAUCGACAACAUUGUGGUCGACUUGUUUGCCCCGGCCUUGGCCAUCCAAAAAGAUUACUCCAACACGUUCACACUCCUCCGUGUCCAGUCCACAUAUGCGAUAUCGUUGCUGUACACGCGCCGCGCCGACUUGGAGACGAUCAUCCCCAUCCUCCGCUCCCCCAUGGCCUCCCCCGACAGCCUCUUGACGCAGUACUGCUGGCUCGACUUUAACAAGGCGUGGGAGACCGUCCAUACCGACGCCCGGCAAGCGCGAUACCGCGACCGAUACAGAUUGAACACGGCCGCGACGCUGUGGCGGGCCAGCGGCUUGACGUACUUUCACAUUUCGUUCCAAAACUUGUUUGCGGUGGGGGUUGUCGACUCGAUGGCCGUUGUGAACUUGUUCGAGAUGGCGCAGCGGCUGACGUUGAAAUGA